Molecule: messenger RNA, 2669 nt
Organism: Capsicum annuum
Lineage: Eukaryota; Viridiplantae; Streptophyta; Magnoliopsida; Solanales; Solanaceae
Product: E3 ubiquitin-protein ligase MBR2
Exons: 6
Coding region: 307-2466 (719 amino acids)
Molecular function (GO): ubiquitin protein ligase activity
Source: RefSeq, a predicted model, not a curated record
AAUCCUCCUGUUUGGCCGUGUGUUCCCCUACUCCCCUCUUUUUCUGAUAGCCACACCUACACAGGCACCCAAAAACGCUCUCUCUCUCUCUCUCUGUUCUCAUUCAUCUAUCCAUAUUUUCUAGCGGCCUGUUCUUGUCCAUUUCGUAACAAAAUCGUCAUCAAAGGAUAUGUAGUUUUAACAAAUCCAAUAAUCUUAUUCUCUUCCUAUAUUCCAAGUUUCCUCCCUCAAAUUUGCCCAUCAUCUUCUCAGAUCUUUGAGACAAAUUCCUUCACUGGUGCCCUAAAGGACCUUGUGUUUCUCAAAAUGGCCCACAUGCAAGGGGACAGAAGUAUUUUGGAUUCGUUUCCAGAAAAUAUUGAUCUUAAUCAGGGAUCCGUUUCAAAUAAUGCUUCCAUGGAUCCGACCACUCCCUGGGAUAGCUUUCUGAAUCCAGUAGAGAAUCGAUUGUCAAAUUCCAUGCUUUCUCCUGCUGGAAGAAAUCCUAGUUAUGCUAAUGGUGUUAAUUAUAAUUCUCAAAGCUUUAGUGGCUGGGAUCAAGGUGAGUCCAGCUCCACUGGUAAUUUGCAUGACUGCACACGUGGCAGUGACUUGAAAAUAGGACAAGGUUGGACUUCUUCAUCAAAUGAUUAUGUUAUGACUAAUUCAAGGUCAGAACGGCGAUUUGAACCUUCUAGUGUCUUUUCUACAAGUGGCUAUGGUGGCAAUCAUCUAAUUGGCAGGCCUCCUAGUGUAUCGUCAAACCUUCCCUCGGAUCAUAGUUUGAGUGUUGGAUACAAUAAUGAUGAUGGUCAGCUGGUCAUGCGAACAAGUGUACCUCCGUUUCUGUACAAAUCUGACAGGUCUGAAGUGGAGCGUCCUCCGGCUUUUGUUACAUCUGAUGAUAGUGGUACCCUUACAGGUAGUUCUGGUUAUUUGGCAGGGACCAGUAAUAUAUCAGGUUCUUCUAUGGAUAAUAAUUGGGGUUCAUCCUGCAAGCGCAAGGCCAUUGAAGGUAAUUCUGGACAUUCUUUUGCAGGUGGAAGUUCAAGCUCCAAUGCAGGACCUGCGAACAUUGUAGAGCAUAACUAUUCAAGUAGUUAUAAUGCUUUGAGCAGCUUAAGCAUACCACCCCCUGCUGCAAAUAUGCAGAAUGCUGGUUCUCUGGAGAAUACUUAUCCAAGAAAUGGGGUUGGUUCAAAUAUGUCUGCUUCUGAUGUGUUUCCUCCUCUAAAUGCUGGUGGAAUUGCAGAAAGCUCUGCUAGAAAUUGUGGUGUUAUAGCAAAUCUUGUGAAUCAGGAUCUCAUUACAUCUGGUUUACCACCGAUUGGCAGUACAAUAAGGCAGUCUAGUCUCAGCCCUGCCAAUAUGCCAUCUGGACCUGCCUCAGUAACGAGCUCUUUGGACUCGGGACGACCAUUUUCACUGCCAAUGAAUUCAGGUAACCCCGGAAGCCAGUCUCACAUGAUGCAUAUUCCUGGUCUUUCUAGAGGUUUUCACUCACUUCGCUGGGAUGCAUCUCCUAGUUCACGAGGUGGUAGUUCAUCAAUGAUUUCUGGAGAUAGAUAUGCUUCAUUGGGAGAUGGGGCUAACUUCAGUACUAUCAGAAAUAAUGGGGAGUCCCAUCCAUUUGUUCCUGUUCCUGAGACAAGAAAUAUGGUACUUGACCCCACAAAUUGGAGCUUAGCUACUGCAAAUGCAAACUCUUCUAGAAAUAGUCCUAGUUCUGCAGUGGGUCCUGAUUCAAGUGCACACAAUUCUUCUUCUGCAUGGACUAAUCAGAAUUCAGCAACUACUAGUCAUCAUAGAUUACCAGAAUUUGCUCCUUGGAUUCUCUUCCCACCAGUUGAGCCUGAGUCUGUUAGUCAGAGAGGUCAUUUUCCUCUGCCGUCUUCAGCUGCUUCUCCCUCAGAGGAGCCAGUGAUGUCUUCUCGAUAUAGUAGCCGUGGUAACCGUCAACCACAUCUUAGAUCAAGUUUGAUGGUUGAUCCAGGUGAAGAUGUGGAUGGUUGGCGUGCUUUAGCUGCUGAUGUUGAGGGUCGACACAGACUGAUUCGUCAAGUCUUGAAUGCUAUGCAGAGGGUCGAAAACUUGAGAUCAGAGGAUUAUAUGUUGGUUGAUCCGUUAAUCAAUGGAGUUGCUGAGUUCCAUGAUAGGCAUAGAGGCAUGAGACUUGACGUUGAUAAUAUGUCCUAUGAGGAACUAUUGGCAUUGGAAGAACGUAUAGGAAAUGUAAACACAGGCUUGAGUGAAGAAACCAUUUUGGUCAAUUUGAAACAACGGAAGCAUGGGUCUGUACGAGGACGGUCCUCAUCCAACUUGGAACCUUGCUGUAUAUGUCAGGAGGAAUACGCAGCUGGAGAUAUCAUGGGUAUGUUGGAUUGUGGGCAUGAGUUUCAUACUAAUUGCAUUAAGCAGUGGUUGGUGCUGAAGAAUACCUGUCCCAUAUGUAAGAUGACUGCCUUGGAACUUGAAAGAAUAACCUGAGACAGCUAUUUUUUUCGUCUUCUAUUUCCUCCGCCCCACUAAAGAAGACUUGUGAACUAAAACAUAAAAAUAAGGGAGGUUCUUGCAACCUAGUCAUACUAUACUAUGGCUCCUGAAAUUCUACUCAUGAUGGAACUGAAGGAGUUGUAAGUAAAAAGAUUUGACAGUGUGUUGAUACCCUAAUCUUAUUUUUGUUACAGACA